AUGAAAAAGACUAUAAAAUACUUUUUAUUUUUAUUUCUGAUUUCUAAAAGACUUAAGAAUCUAAAUUUUCAACAAAAUUCAAUUAAAAUAAAGAAAAAUAACUUUAACAAAAACUUGAGAAACAAUUAUAAAUUAUAUACUUUAAAUAAUAAAAAAAAUGUAUCAACAAAUAUAAAAAGAAACAAAUUUUUAGUUCAGAAUAAUGUAGAAGAUAUAGAUUAUAUAUAUGGAUUAAAUUCUGUUUAUUCUGUUCUUAAAAAAAAUGAAAGAACUAUUAAAAGUGUCAUAAUAAACAAAAAUAUAAAAUUAAAUAGAAAAAUACAUAAGAAAACAUAUAAAUAUAUAUUUGAUACGAUAAAAGAAAGAAAUAUUGAAAUAAAAUUGAUGGACAAAAAUAAAAUGGAUGAAUUAGUUGGUUGUUUCUUGCAUAAUGACAUAAUAAUGCAAACAAGUUAUAGAACUAUGAAGAAUUAUAAAUAUUUUAUAGAAAAUAUAAAUAAAUUAAUGAAAUGUAACUUAUAUUUGUGUUUACAUAAUGUUUAUGACAACAUGAAUAUUGGUAAUAUAUGUAGAUCAAUUUUCUUUUUUGGGGGAAACAUUAUAUUUUUGAAAAAAAAAAAAAAAGUAAAUGAAAAAAGAAAUGAAAUAAAAAUAGAUACUCCAAUUCUUCAUUCAAGUGUAGGAUCUUCUGAAUUUUUAGAAUUUUUUCACGUCAAUAAUAUGGGAAAUUUUAUUAGUGAAAUGAAAAAAAAUGGAUUUAAAAUUUAUUCUACAUGUUGUCUAAAGGAUGAUGCGAUGAUGAAUAAUUAUGUAGAUUUGAAAGAUGUUCAAAUAAAGAAUGACGAAAAGAUUUUAAUAAUACUAGGUAACGAAAGUAAGGGAUUAAGCGAUGAUAUAUUAAAAAAUUCUGAUGUUUGUAUUUAUAUAAAUAAUAAGCAUAACAGAACAAAUAUUGAUAAUAACUUAGUAAACGAAAAUAAUAAUUUAAUUUUAGACAGUCUUAAUGUAAGUAAUGUUUGCUCAAUUGUGCUUCAUCAUUUUCUUUAA
Molecule: messenger RNA, 1047 nt
Organism: Plasmodium relictum
Lineage: Eukaryota; Apicomplexa; Aconoidasida; Haemosporida; Plasmodiidae
Product: apicoplast RNA methyltransferase precursor, putative
Exons: 4
Coding region: 1-1047 (348 amino acids)
Biological process (GO): rRNA methylation
Cellular component (GO): mitochondrion
Molecular function (GO): RNA methyltransferase activity; RNA binding
Source: RefSeq, a predicted model, not a curated record